Molecule: messenger RNA, 1494 nt
Organism: Uncinocarpus reesii 1704
Lineage: Eukaryota; Fungi; Ascomycota; Eurotiomycetes; Onygenales; Onygenaceae
Exons: 1
Coding region: 1-1494 (497 amino acids)
Molecular function (GO): nitrite reductase (NO-forming) activity; copper ion binding
Source: RefSeq, a predicted model, not a curated record
AUGAAUGUCGGGCCGCAUUAUCUACGGGGCCCUUUGAGGUCUUCCUUGAGUAGACUCAAGGGCAAAUCUCUAUCAGGAGUGGCAUUUUCUUCCACUGGCUUCUUGGCCACAUCCCCCCGUUGUCGCAUGCCUAUUCGGAUCCAACCACGACUGUAUACAACAAGCUCCCCGAAAAGUGGUAGCAGUCAAAAUGGAAACCGUGCCAUGCUUGCCUUUGCUUUAACGCUGUCUGGCUCCGCCGCAGUGGCGAUACUUUGGUAUGGGCGGCGUCCAGACACUGUGAGAAUGGACUGGGGGCCGAAAAAGAAAACCGGCGCUGUGAAUCCAAGCCCUGCACCAACUUCAGGUAAACCGGUACCACCCAAUGACUCGGCAGAAAAGCCUUUUCCUGUGGAGUCACCAGGGCCAACGUCUACCGGGCGGUCCCUCUCGUUUGUGCCGGCGGGCGAUACGGAAACCGAUCAUGCAGUUCCCAAACCCUAUGAAGUUAUUGGAAAGGCACCAGUAGACAUCUCACAAUUCCCUGUGGAGCAGGCGAUACUCACAACGGCGCCGUUCGUUCCUCCACCGAUCACUCGAGACUACCCAGUUUUGCUUCAGGUCCCAUUAAAAACGACUACUAAGUUGUCGCAGCUCACGAGCGUAUAUAAAUAUGAAACAUGGACCUUUAAUGAUUCGGUUCCAGGGCCGUUUAUUCGAGCGCGAGCCGGCGACGUCUUGGAAUUGACAAUAACAAACAAAGAUGUUUCCGGGAAUCCACACAAUAUCGACUGUCAUGCGUUCAUCGGCCCAGGAGGCGGGUCAGCACUGACAACGGUGGAGGAGAAUCAAACCAAAACAGCCCGGUUUAGACUUCUCUACCCCGGACUAUACGUCUACCAUUGUGCAGCGGCGCCAGUACCGGUUCACAUCGCGAACGGCAUGUACGGGAUGAUAUACGUGCAGCCAGCAGAAGGCGACCUCCCACCGGUAGACAAGGAAUAUUUCGUCUUGCAAAGUGAAUUUUACCACGAACCUCCAGAGGUUGACGACGACGGCCGACCCUCGCCUAUCGUGGAGUUUUCCUAUCCGAAUGCAUUGCGCGAGGAACCGAAUGUAGUAGUCUUCAACGGCAGUGAAUCUGCCUUGACUCGAGACAAGCCUCUGAAGGCAAACACCAAUGAAACUGUGCGCAUCUUCUUUGGGAAUGCCGGACCGAAUUUAACAAGCUCUUUCCACAUUAUCGGGAGCAAUUUCGAAAAGGUCUACCGUGAGGGCGAUGUGAUAAGCCCGCCUGGAAACUGCAUCCAGACUGUCUCCGUACCUCCCGGCUCUGCUACCAUCGUUGAUAUGGAGAUGGUUGUUCCGGGGACAUAUGCUCUCGUGGACCAUGCCAUUUUCCGUAUGGAUAAGGGUGCAGUAGGGUACCUGAAUGUCUCUGGUGAACCAAGACCCGAUAUAUAUGGAAGUGCACUGCCCCCAGAGCCUUGUGUUGGGUGCAAGCUGCAUCCUUGA